UAGAUAUUUUAAAAAAUUUAAAUUUAUAAUAAUUAAAUUAAUAAUAAAAAUUAAUUUAAAUAAAUUCAAAAUUUUAAAUCAAUUUUGCGGCAAAAUUCCAGUAAAUCAGAGAAUUGCAUUUAUAAAAACAACAACAACUAAAGUGAAACGGACGACGGUUUUGUAUACAAGAAUAACUCUCUAAACGCAAAUACGUCGCGCUCUCGAGUGUGUACGGUUGAGCGAGAGAUAGAGAGUGAGAGAGGAUUUGUGCAGUGCUUUUGUUAUUUCUGGAGAGGGUGGAUUUCGAAGUAUUGCGGGGGAAAAUUACUUAGCGGAGAAGUGAGCAUACAUCGGGCGAAUUUGGUGAAACAUAAGUUGGAAACGAAAAAAAUGGUCAAUUAAAAAUUAAAUAAAUUUUAUUUUGCAAAGAGAUCACAGGCAAAAUGCAAUGGUCCAGCACAAUCAGUGAAAUGGCCUAAAAGUGGGGCAAUACAACAAAAAAUUUUAUAUGAAAAUCCUAAGAGUUUAGUGAAGUGAAUUAAAACCCUUUGAGAAACCAAACGCGGAUACAAACAAAAAAUAUAUCUCGUUUGCUGCAGCAAAGUCGGGCGGCGGCUGCAUUUGGACGAUUUCAUCGGUUUGUGUUGGUUGCGUGUAAGUGUGUGCGUGUGUGUGUGUGUGUGUGUACGGGCGUGUGUGUUCCUUGGGUCUCACUGGACCCCAAAAUUAACAUUCGGAGAAAGAAAGAGCGACCCAGAGAGUAGAGGAGCCCAUCUAUCCUGUGUCUGCCAGUGUGUCGGUCAGUGGCGUUGCCAGCUAACCGGCCAGCUAGCUAUUCAACCUGAUCAUUGAUUCAUCUUCAACGGGCCAAAACCCCCCAAAAAAAAACGAACAAAUCCUGUUUUGUAACCUUAAAUUGCAAGAAAAUAAAAUCGAAACAAACUUCAUAAUCAUCACUGAAUACAAGUCAACCAUUGUGGUGGACGACGAAGCGACAACAGCAACAACGAAGUUAAUCCCCAGCAAAACAAUCUAAACGAGCAAACGAACGAAUAAACAUCGCAAUAAUCAUCAUCAUCAUUGCCAUCAUUUAAUAAGAGGAGCAGCAGCACCAGUUCAGCAGCCAACUACUUUCGCCUUGAAAAGAAAAUUUUUGCAAAAAACGGCUCCAACAUGUCGACACGUUCUCAGCUAACAAAGGAUUUAAAUGGUAAAAACAGCCUUCAUAUAUCACAGAGCGUAAAAUCCAUAUUGGGUCGUCACACAAAAAUCCUGGUCAAAUAUAUGGUUAAAUUGGAGACAAAAAAUGAUAAAACAGAAAAUCGUGUUUUGGUUUUUACACCAGUGCGCAUCUAUUUGCUUAUUGCAAAAGUUCCCACAAAGAUUGAGUGCCAUUUUCACUACUUGGACAUACAAGCGGUGGAGAGUAAGAAACCUAGCCACUUUUCCAUUAUAACCAAUGAUCGUCCCUACAAUUUUGCCACCACCGGUGAUGCGGGAAAUUUUAGUUCGAGUGCCGAUGUGAUUUUGACAGAUUUAGCAUCAGCCAUAAAACAAAUUUUUCCAACAGUUCCUUUAAAAUAUAUUAUAAGGAAGAUUGAUAUACAACCACCGGAAAGGGAGACAAUAUUCUCUGAGGAAUUUCGACCUUCAGAUCCCCGCAAUAUCGGACCAUGUGGUGGCUUUAGCACCCAAUAUGCCUGCAUGUGUGAUUUUCAUGGAGUGCCCUAUCGAGAAGAAGUUGCCUGGGACAUUGACACCAUCUAUUUGUCGCAUGAUACGAGAAUUUUAAAUUUACGUGAUUUUGAUCAUUUAGAACCAAAAGACUUAAUGGCCAUUGUAUCGGCUUUGGAAUAUAACACAUUUUUUCGUGGCUUAAAAGCUUCGCAUAUGCGUUUAUCCAAUGAAACUUUGGAACGUAUACUUCAUGUGCUCAAGCGUUCUAUGUGGCUCGAGGAGUUGCAUUUAGAAGCCUUAGGUUUAAGAUCCGAUUUUCUUCAUAAAUUAGCUGUAUCUGUGAUUACAAAUAAUAAUCCUGCAAUACGUACCAUCGAUUUGAGUCAUAAUCUAAUUGAGGAUAAAGGUGCAAUACAUUUGGCAGGACCCAUUGCUAAGGUCUCCAAGGGUCUAUGCAAGCUGGCAUUAGCACACUGUGGCCUUACAUCGAAGGGUGUUAAUCAAAUGUCACAUUCACUGUCGCUCAAUCAAAGCAUUUCAAAUUCUUUAACACAUUUAGAUUUAAGUGGUAACAAUCUUAAAGAUGAUAUAACUAAUUUACACAAUUUUUUAGCACAACCAAAUGUUUUAGAAUAUUUAGAUCUCUCUUCGACUGAUAUUACAUUAGAGAAUUUAUUUGGUGCCCUUUUACGCGGUUGUGCAACACAUUUAGCUCAUCUCAAUGUCUCCCACAAUUCGUUUAGCACAAAGAAAGGCAAGGAGAUACCCCCCUCGUUUAAGCAAUUCUUUACGAGCUCUUUAAGUUUAAAGCAUUUAAAUAUUGCCGGUUGUAAAUUGCCCAUGGAAGCAUUGAAAAAUUUACUACUCGGCUUGGCAUGCAACGAGUCAACAGCUGGGCUGUAUUUAGAUUUAAGUGGUAAUACCUUAGGUGCCCAGGGUGCACAUGUUCUAGAAUCAUGUAUACAUGGUGUUCGCGUAUUGCAAAGUUUAAAUAUAAGUGACAAUAAUUUGGAUGUCGAAUUAGCUCCCGUAUUAACAUCUAUUUCUAAGAAUCCCUCAAUACGCACAUUGAAUAUGUGCCGCAGUUUGACGGGCAUGAAAUUGAAACAUAUUCCUACAGUCAUGGAGGCUUUAGUGAAUCUAAUACAAAAGGAUGAUUUUCCCCUGGCGGAAUUGACAUUGUCCGAGAAUAAGCUGAAAAAUGAUAUACACGAUUUUAUAAAUGCCUUGGGCAGCAAUCAGAGUUUACAAAAAUUGGACAUUUCGGGUAACUAUAUGGGCGAUGUGGGUGCCCGCUUGCUGGCCAAAGCCUUGCAGAUCAAUAACAAACUACGCUCAAUUUACAUGGAUAAGAAUAAUAUAACCCUGCAGGGUUAUGCCGACAUAGUCUAUGCCUUGGAGAAUAAUUACAGCAUGCGUUGCAUACCUUUUCCCGUUUUCGAUAUAGCACCGCAUCUGAAGAAUCACCCGGACAAGACCGAUACCAUAAUGCGUAAAAUGCAAGAACUUUUACAUCGCAAUGGCAAUGGCCUAAAACGCACCAAUGGCCAAGGUUUCCGUUUGCAGCAUGGCUUUUUACUCUCCUCCACUCAUCAGUUGGUCGAUAAGCUGGUGGCCGAAACGCAAGACACCAUUUCCAUUGCCAAGAGCAGCAAUGAUUCAACAUCCUCAUCGGCGGUGCAGCGCCUCAUUGAAGAUGCUGAAAAUUGCAAGCAAUUAAUGCCAAAGCUGCAGGAGGCCGUACGCUGUGAAACUCAUCCAGUGGAGGUUAAACUCACCCGUGUUGCCACCGAUCUUAGUUAUACCAUACAAAACUAUUUGGAAGAAACUCUGGAGACUAUGAUACGCACCGGUGUCGAACAGUGUCCCAAGACAUUGGGCAAUCAAGUUGUGAUUCAGGAUUUGCGCAAGGUGCUCAGCGAACGUUUGGUCAUACCCGAGGGAUUUCUGCAAGCAUGUCUACUCAACAAUGCCGGCAGUGAGAUAAUGAACAAAGUUAGUGAAAUUGAACAAUCAUUGGCCGCCUCCAUAUCUGAUCGUGCCACAGAUGAGGUCUUGGAAGCCCUAACACGACAUCGUCGCGGUUUGGGCAUUGCUGACUCACCCUCUGUUAUGCUGGAUGAACCACAGACACCCGAUAUAGUGCGUAGUCGCUCUAGUCAUGACUCCGAUGGUAUGAUAUUGCGACCAGGACGUGUUUGCAUAUUGCCCAAACUAGGAUUGGAAUCACCCACUGCUACACCGCAUAUGCCCACCAAACGACGUUCGGUUGCCCUCAAAGUACGGCCACAAUCGGUGGUGGAAAAUCUUAGUUUGGGCCAUAUACCCGAUCUGUUGGAAUCCCCAUCGUCACAUCGGUCCACAUCACAGAUGUCACGGCGUGACUCGUCCAUCAACGGUGAUGGCACCUUGACCAGUGAUAGCCGUGGUGCUUUAGACGAUGGCGGCGGCGAUGAAUGUUGUGACUCCAUAACAGAAUUGCCCAGUGCCUCAUUCCAGUUGCAACAUCUAGUCAAAGGUCGUCCGAAGAGGGCCAAAACUCGUGCUCCCACCCGGCCAUUGGUAACGGCCAUGGAGAAUGGCCUGAGUACCAAGGAAAUUGGUGAGGGUCUAGAUCAAUUCUUUCGCCCUGGUUCGGUAACCCCAACCACACUUACACCCUUAGUAUCACCCACCUCAGAGGAAUGCAGCUCUCUGUCGUUUGUCGAUAGUCCCACAAUGAGCCGGAAUGGCAACGAUCACAUGACCUCCGAAGAGACAACGCCCAUAUUGGAGGAGCGUAGGCCCAUUAAGUUGGAACGUCAUUCGCCAUUGUUGAAGGGUGCGGCCUGGGCCACACGUUCGCGUUCCACAGACAAUUUGGAGAAAUACUCACCCCUGGUGGGUCGCAAAUCGCCCUUGGUGAAAAUGCGCACCGAGGGUGGUAAUGGAGCAAAUGAUGGCUUGCCCGCCGACUCCUCCCUGCCCACUACACAAGCAGAACGUUUGCUGAAGACACAUUCGGGGCGUGAGGAUAAAAUGCGUUCGCCCAGCUCAGAUUCCAUUAAAUCCCAUGCAGAUCCUUCAGUUUUGGCUAAGACUGGCAAUGGUAUAUUACGCACACCCAUAGUAUUACAGAAGCCCCGACCCUGGUCUGUGGUGGGCAAUGAGCCCAAAGUGGGUCAAGGUUCUAACUCGGUGCAUUCGGGCAGUGAUUCGAGUAAAACGACACCGGAAAAAUUAGAAGAAGAAGUUGAAGUUGUACCAUUUGGCAAUAAUACAGGAGGUUCAAUAGUGGGUAUAACACCAGGCGCUGCAUUGGAAAAGAAAUCUGUACGGGAACUUGCGGCUGGUUUAAAUCGUCUAGAUUUACCCCUUAAACCACAAGUGUUGCCACGCUCGUUACUAACAUCCUCAUCAUCAUCGGCGAUAUCAAAACCGAAUAACAUCAACCUCAAUCGUAGUUCCACUUCGUCAACAAUCUCCUCAACAUCGGUGACUUCGAAUGAAGGCAAUAGCAAGAUCAUGACCACAAGUUACAUAAACAAUGAAAUGAAGGAGGUGUUGAUGACUAAAUCGCUAACAAGUGAAAAUGGCACCAAUGAAAUUCUAAAUAUACGAAAUAGCCGUAUAACCUCAUCAUCCUCAUCAUCGUCCAGUGGUGCUUCUAAGACCCAUGAUUUUCUACACCAAGAAAGACAAAAGGAGAACGAUGAUGCGGCAGCGGCAACCAUGACUACAUCGACGGGCUUUAAGCGUGUUAUAGCUGGCAAAGAAAUUUCAUCAGUUUUUGAGGAGACAUUAGUUGAAGGCCUACAACGAUCAUCUAUACGGCAGACUUUUAGGGAUAACCAAUAUACCAAAGAGGAUGUCGUUGAUCUUUAACAAGCCAGCGAAAGACCCCCAUAGUUCACAUUUUAGUUAAUAAGCAAACUAAACAUAAAUGGAAAACAGAGAAACAUUUAAUCAUACGAACAAGAAGAAGAAAUAACAUUUUAUGGAAAAAGAAUCCGAAAAGCAAAAGAGAAAAGUUACAGAGCAAAACUAAAAUCGAAAUAGUCUUCUAAAACCUAAUUAAGAGAAUUAAAUUAUAUAAAAAAAAGAUUUUUUUUUUUUGUAUUUUUUAACCUUCUUGUAUUGAUUUUAGAAUUUUAAAUAAUUAUGUGAAUCAAAAUUUUUGUGCAAUUAAAUUUUUAUUUUUUUUUUUCAUUUUAUGUGAAUGCAAAUGAUAAUGAACUCUUAUUCCAUUGUAAUAUAUAUUUUAUAUAAUUUUUUUUUAAACUUAUUUAUAAUAUAAACUAUAAUUAGAACAAAAAAAAUUUAAGGAAAACUCCCCCUAUGCCUAGGCAUAUUUAACAUACAUUAAGUAACCAAUGAAAAAAGUGAAAAAAAGAAAAGAAAAACCCAAGAAAAUGUAUUUUUUAUACUAUAAUUUUGUCUGAAAUCUAAUUCAAAAAAUGUCAUACCCACUACACUACACACAUCCGUAAACACUUUUUUUAUAUUGAGAAUAUAUAUCAUAUGUACAUUAUUUUAGUCCCCCUCCCCCUCCUCCCAUAUAUACAAAUAUAUAUUUUUGUUUUAAAUUAAUAACUCCAUAUAAUUAUUACACAUAUUUAAAAUAAAUCAAUAAAAACAAAAUUAAAUAAAACAAAAAAUAUACAC
Molecule: messenger RNA, 6303 nt
Organism: Stomoxys calcitrans (stable fly)
Lineage: Eukaryota; Metazoa; Arthropoda; Insecta; Diptera; Muscidae
Gene: LRR
Product: F-actin-uncapping protein LRRC16A
Exons: 23
Coding region: 1156-5523 (1455 amino acids)
Biological process (GO): regulation of Arp2/3 complex-mediated actin nucleation; cell migration
Cellular component (GO): lamellipodium; plasma membrane
Molecular function (GO): protein binding
Source: RefSeq, a predicted model, not a curated record